GUUGGAGGAGUAGUAGUAGGCAAAGAAAAAAUUUGGAUGAUAACAUACGCAGACGACAUCGUUUUAUUGGAAGAGAGAGAAGCGGAACUGAAAGAGAUGAUGAAGAGAUUCAGAAAAUACUUAGAGAAGAAGGAGCUGAGCUUAAGCGCAGACAAAUCGAAAGUAUUGGUUUUUGAAAACAGAAGAGGAAGAAGAAAGAAGAGAGAAUGGAAAUGGAAAGAAGAAAACAUAGAGGAAGUCAAGGAGAUAAGAUAUCUUGGCUACACGCUACAAAAAAACGGAGGCACGGAGAAACAUACAAGGGAAAGACUGCGAAGAGCAACAAUAGCGAUGAAAAGGACAUGGAGCAUAGGAGAAAGAAUAUUCAAAGAAGACUUUAGAAGAAGAAUAAAAGUAUUAGAAGCACUAGUAGGAAGCGUGGCCCUAUACGGGGCAGAAGUAUGGGGCUGGAGAGACGAAAAAACAUUAGACGGAAUAAAAAAGAAAUAUGCAAAAUGGAUAUUAAAUCUGGACAGAGGAACACCGAAUUAUAUACUGCUGGAGGAGACAAAAAUGGAAGAGAUCAGAAUACAGGCGAUCAAAAGAGCACUCAGAUAUGAAGAAAAAGCGAGACAAUCAGAGAAGAAAAUAGUGAAGGAAUGCAUAAGAGAUCUGGAAAAGAGACGGCCAGAAGCGGGAAAAGGAAAAUGGGAAAGAAAGAGGAAAAAGAUGUUAGAGGAGGCAGGAAUAAACAAAGAACAAUUAAGAAGGGAAAGAGAAGCAGGAAACGAGGAAAUAACAGAGAACAUCCUGAAAGAAUUAAAAACUAGAGAGAGCAGAAGAAGACAAAAAAUAAAUGAAUCUAGAUAUAACAUUGACUACAAAGCGAUUAUACAGAAGAAAGACCAAAAUAUCUGGAGGGGAGGAGGAAGAAAAAAGACAGGUCUGAUAGCAAGAUACAGAUGCGGGAAUGAGACGAGAGGCAGUCAGUACUGGAGAGAGGAAGCAGAAAGAAGAUGUAGAAUUUGAAGAGAGAAGAAGAGAGUUUGUACCAUAUGAUGAAAGAAUACGAAGCAACAAAGAGUGAAAUGACGUUAGAAGAAAUCAUGAGAAGAAGGAAAGGGGCUACAAACGAUGAAAAGGAUAGAAAAAGUGAGGAUGGAGCCGACCAGAAAGGAGAAAGAAGAGAGAAAAAACAGCAAGAAGAAAGAAGCAAAAGGAAG
Messenger RNA from Solenopsis invicta (red fire ant), 1202 nucleotides. RefSeq names its product protein CROWDED NUCLEI 1-like. Bases 37 to 1008 code for a protein of 323 amino acids. The record is from RefSeq and is a predicted model, not a curated record. The transcript has a single exon. NCBI's taxonomy places the organism in Eukaryota, Metazoa, Arthropoda, Insecta, Hymenoptera, Formicidae.